Molecule: messenger RNA, 530 nt
Organism: Prunus mume (Japanese apricot)
Lineage: Eukaryota; Viridiplantae; Streptophyta; Magnoliopsida; Rosales; Rosaceae
Product: cytochrome b-c1 complex subunit 8-like
Biological process (GO): mitochondrial electron transport, ubiquinol to cytochrome c
Cellular component (GO): respiratory chain complex III
Source: RefSeq, a predicted model, not a curated record
AGUGAACGGAAGACAGGUCAUUGUUGAGAGAAUGGGGAAGCAUCCGGUGCAGAUGAGAGCAGUGGUGUACUCGCUGUCGCCGUUCCAGCAGAAGGUGAUGCCUGGGCUGUGGAGGGACUUCACCGGCAAGAUCCACCACAAGGUCUCCGAGAACUGGCUCAGCGCCACUCUCCUUCUUGCUCCUCUCGUCGCCACCUACACGUAUGUGCAGCAAUACCAAGAGAAGGAGAAGUUGGAACACAGGUACUGAAGAUGGGGGCCUUCGUUUGAGCGAACAAAUAUUGGAAUUUUCUUUUUAGCUGCAACUCUGUGCGCAAUGAAUGAUAGACUCUCGUCUCUUAUUGAAACUACACUGGUUGUAAUUUGGUUGUUUUGUAUUAAAAUGAGAUGACAUUUGCAGUGAAUUGCAGAAGGGUUUGAGUUUUAUUCUUCUGUAAACAAGUUUGUAAUUUGUUUGUCAGAUUCUUGAAGUUGAUAUACAAAUUCAAACUGCAUAAUAAAUUGAGAGUGCAGGCUCUGUUUCAUUCAUC